GAAAGGGAAGAUGUUCAUGACCACUGCGGUACUAUGUGAAUCGCUCUUGCAAAAAUUUUCAGCUUCUCGUUCUCUUUCUGAAACCAAAAAGUUGCACGCCUUUAUCCUCACCGUUGGUCUAUUCUCUUCUUCGCACCUUUGCUCCAAGCUUGCCACGACCUACGCACAGUGCCAGCAUGCGUCCUAUGCGUCCCACCUGUUUGAUAAAUUGUCUCAACCAAGUUUGUUCUCCUGGAACGCUAUGAUGAGGACGUAUGUUCAAACUGGUCGCCCCCUUGAUGCCCUCAGCUUGUUUCUUGAAAUGCUCGGCUCGGGUCAGACUCUGCCUGACAAAUUCACGUACCCAGUUGUUGUCAAGGCUUGUGGUGACUUGUCUUUGAUUGAUAUGGGUGCUGGGGUUCAUGGGCAGACCUUUAAGUUUGGCUUUGAUUCCGACACAUUUGUCCAGAACACUUUGUUGGCAAUGUAUAUGAAUGCUGGGGAGAAAGAAGCAGCACAAUUGGUUUUUGAUUUGAUGCAGGCACGAACUGUCGUGUCUUGGAAUACCAUGAUCAACGGUUACCUUCGGAAUAACUGUGCUGAGGAAGCGCUGAAGGUUUAUAGAAGAAUGAUGGAUGAGGGUGUGGAGCCUGAUUGUGCAACCGCGGUUUCAGUACUGCCUGCUUGUGGGCUUUUGAAGAAUGUAGAACUUGGGAGGGAGGUUCAUGCGUUAGUUCAGGAGAAAUGGUUAUGGGAAAAUGUGGUAGUUAAGAAUGCAAUGCUGGACAUGUAUGUUAAGUGUGGUCAGAUGAAAGAAGCAUGGUUGUUGGCGAGUGGGAUGGAUGAAAAAGAUGUGGUGACAUGGACAACUUUGAUUAAUGGAUACAUGCUGAAUGGGGAUGCAAGAAGUGCUUUGAUGCUUUGUCGGAUGAUGCAGUUGGAAGGAGUAAAACCAAAUUCAGUAAGUAUAGCUUCCUUACUAUCAGCAUGUAGCAGUUUGUUUUCUUUGAACCAUGGCAAGUGCCUGCAUGCAUGGGCAAUAAGGCAAAAGCUCGAGUCUGAGGUGGUUGUGGAAACUGCCUUGAUUGAUAUGUAUGCCAAAUGCAAUCGUGGCAACCUCAGUUUCAAAGUAUUCAUGCAAACCUCUAAAAAGAGAACAGCCCCAUGGAAUGCUAUUCUAUCUGGGUUUGUACAUAAUAAGCUUGCAAGAGAGGCAAUAGAACUCUUUAAGCAAAUGUUAGUGAAAAACGUACAACCUGACAAUGCAACCUUAAAAAGUCUUCUUCCUGCAUAUUCUAUUCUUGCUGAUCUCCAACAGGCAAUGAACAUACAUUGUUAUCUUAUAAGAUCAGGAUUUCUUUACAGACUUGAAGUAGCAAGUAUUCUAGUUGAUAUAUACUCAAAAUGUGGAAGUUUAGGAUAUGCUCACCAGAUUUUUAAUAUUAUUCCUGUGAAAGACAAGGAUAUUAUUAUUUGGAGUGCAAUAAUUGCUGCUUAUGGAAAGCAUGGGCAUGGAAAAAUGGCUGUGACACUUUUCAAUCAGAUGGUUCAAUCUGGAGUAAAACCAAAUCAAGUCACCUUCACCUCUGUUCUGCAUGCUUGCAGCCAUGCGGGUUUGGUUGAUGAGGGUUUGUCUUUGUUCAAGUUUAUGCUUAAACAACAUCAAGUUAUUCCUCACAUUGAUCAUUUUACUUGCAUUAUUGACCUUCUUGGACGCGCAGGUCAACUGAAUGAUGCUUAUAAUAUUAUUAAAACAAUGCCUAUAACACCUAACCAUGCUGUAUGGGGUGCACUACUUGGUGCUUGCGUGAUUCAUGAGAAUGUUGAAUUGGGAGAGGUUGCUGCUUGGUGGGCUUUUAAGCUUGAGCCUGAAAACACUGGAAAUUAUGUUCUUCUGGCAAAACUUUAUGCAGCUGUAGGAAGGUGGAGAGAUGCAGAGAAGGCUAGAGAUAUGGUAAAUGAGGUGGGAUUAAGAAAACUACCUGCUCAGAGUUUUGUGGAGGCCAGAAGUAUGUGAAUUGGAAAUGUUUACGUAGAUUACAAUGUCAGCUAAAUAGAAUUUGCCACAAACAUGAAAGUUCUGUCCAAAUGAGUGUCAACAUCAUCAUUGCUGUAGCUUUGACAGACCCUAUAAAAUGUGAAAGGUAUUUCCCGUAUUUCCCUCAUAGUGGAGGCGAAGUUCCUCCUUGUUGCCGUCAUGUUAACUAUGAUGGAUGGAAUGCCUGUAUUGUAGGUGACAAAUUGCUUCAAUAAUGUUUGGCAAGCAGAGAUUUAGACUCCAAUUUCCUUGAUAUACUUCUGUUGCUGCACAGUAGCCAACAUCCACCGGUGCCUAAUGCAAGCAAACCCGAUAAACAUACAGUUGACUUGUCUCUUGCCUUAGUUUCUGUGAAAGCCUAUCAAACACACAGUCCAACCAAAGGAUGAUACCCGGCAUCUUGCCUGCCAAAUACGAACAAAGGAAGAUGGGGACAAAAAUGCUUCACCAAAAGUUGUUUCAUUCACCUCUAUUGAUGACAUAUAAGGUCUUAAUACAUCGGCUGGCGGGUCCACAGAUUUUUGUGUUUCUGAUGAUCUAUUUGAUAAGGAAGACAGCGCUGGAGAGGAGAUCAAGUAUGUGGUUUCUGAGUUCCAUGUUCUAGUUGGAAGAUAUCAUGUGAAAGAAAGCUUUGCUUCCGUCUGAUGGUGCAUCUUUGAAAAGUAUUGGGUUAUAGGAUUAAGCUGCCGCUUGGAGUCGGUCGUCAUGGGGUAGUAUUACAUUGUGUAUGCAUUGUGGUCCAAGAGUUACAAUCUGCCCCAAUGAUCCAAUUAACAAAGUGAAGAAAUUGUUGGCUUUUCUUAAGGAUGUAGAAUCUGCUCGACUUCAUGGAGGUGCAAUUGCUAACUCUGAUAUGAAGUGGAAUCAUUGAGGAAACAAUCUGAACCGGAAACUUUGGCUCGGAAAUAAGAGGUAAACUGAUUAAAAUAAGAAUUGAAGAGAUCCUAGAGCUUUUGAGCGACCAUGAGCUGAAGGCUUCCGAUUUGGACAAGAAAAGCUGUCUAUCAAGUUCAAGGUUAAUGAUUUGGACAGCAAAAUCCUUGCUAGACGAACCACAGUAACUGCUAAGCUGAUUCGUAUUUGAAUUGCACCCAUAGAAGUGUUUGAUGAUAUUACUGAGGAACGUCUUUAUCAGAACAUUUUUGCUUCUCAUUUCGGUGGCAAGAAAAUUUUGAGGCAUGGGUACAAGAUCCUUUACAUGUAAAGACCUAUUGCUACAAAUAAUAUUCUCCGCUAAGCACACGGGAGAUAUCAUUUUAAGCUGGGUAAUAUGGUAUGAACACAUAUUUACACCCGACACACAUGCACCCAUACCUCGGGUUGAGGGCAGUGUGAUCAUUACAAUGAAUUUCGUUUAUCUAAAUACACCGCUUCGAUCCCUCGGUGUAUUAUUUGCCUGUAUUCUUGUACUUUAUUUGUGCAAUACCGAUAGUCCACGUUCCUGGUGUUUCACUUGGUUGUUUGGAUGGCGCGAGAGGCGUGGAGGAAAGAUACAGGGUAAAGAUAUUAUAGUUUUUCUAUAUUUCAUUUUCCCUUCUGAAUUAGACGUUUAAAAAUCUUUUGAAUCCGUAAGUUAAUUAUUUACAAAU
Abrus precatorius (Indian licorice) is the source of this 3606-nucleotide messenger RNA. RefSeq names its product pentatricopeptide repeat-containing protein At5g39350. Gene Ontology annotation, molecular function: protein binding; RNA binding. Bases 11 to 1996 code for a protein of 661 amino acids. NCBI's taxonomy places the organism in Eukaryota, Viridiplantae, Streptophyta, Magnoliopsida, Fabales, Fabaceae. The transcript has a single exon. Gene Ontology annotation, biological process: RNA modification. The record is from RefSeq and is a predicted model, not a curated record.